Messenger RNA from Ciona intestinalis (vase tunicate), 2970 nucleotides. Lineage: Eukaryota; Metazoa; Chordata; Ascidiacea; Phlebobranchia; Cionidae. The record is from RefSeq and is a predicted model, not a curated record.
UAUUUCUAAUUGUAAAAUGCGUAUAAGGAAAACUUUAGCAUUUUUUGUUUAGUUCAAGUGUUUUAAAAAAUAAAUGAGCCGGGUAGCGCUAAACAAACCUUAUAUGGUAGAAACGUCAUGGCGAAAACGAUCUGUGGUGCCAGUAAAUGACAGCUCGGAUGGUUCGUCGGAAGAAGACGUGACGUCACCGAAGAACAAACGUAGCUUAAGAGAUAAAUCCAAUUCUUCGACCAGCAGUUUUGAACAGGAAUCUCAAGGCAGUUUUAGUGGCGGGCAUAACUUUUUCGAAAAUGUUUCACAAAUUGUGGGCAAAUUACGAACCUCAAGCUCUAGCUUUAAUCGUAAAAGAAAAAGCUCGAAAAGCCGCAGGCCAAAGGCAGAGGUUGUUUUUCAGUCCCCGAUAAAAGUUCAAAAGAAGAUUUCUGUGUUUAAAGAAGAAGUAUAUGAUCUGGGUUUUCGCGCCAGAGCCGAAACUUUAAGCACGGGGGUGUCGGAAUUUAGAAGAUCCAAAGCGCAAGUGCCGUUUACCAUUCAGCUGCCCAAUGAAAAAAAACAUGAGAAAGUUCCAAAAGUGUCCAAGAGCAGUAUCAUAAAAGCUGGUUGGACUGUGAGAAGAGCACUUGCUGUAUUGUCCCCACCAGCCACAUGUAAUUCAUUCUACCUUGAGACUGUAGCUAAAGGUCAUAUUCUAGAGGUGAAAGUUCUAUUCGACUUGUUUUCUCGCAAAAGUUUGAAAGAUUUCGAACGAGAUGUAGUUGAUCAAAAUGAGAGGUCUGCCCUUAGGAUUGCUGUUGAAAAUAAAGAUACAAAUAUGUGCGAAUUAUUGUUGAAAAACAAGGUUGAUUUAGGGGAUUGCUUGUUUCAUGCAAUUCGAAUUGGUUUUCUACCAGUUGUUGAAACUAUACUAGAGUACAAGCCAUCUGUAGAUGCAUGUAUUUCUGAAUUAAAUCCAUAUUUUAGUCCGGGUACAACACCCAUGGUGUUAGCAGCGUGCUCCAAUGAUUAUGAAAUCAUGAAAUUACUUUUUAAAUGUGGUCACAAAGCAUUAGAAAGUUCACAAGUGGAAGGAAAAUAUUACAUGAAAAUGUCUUCUGUUAAAAUAAAUCACCAAAUCUUUCAAGGGAUGUCAAGUCCUGCUUAUAUCACUCUAAUAUGCGAGUUGAAAAAAUAUGACCCAAUGGAGUAUUGCAUUGAGCAUAUUAAAGACUUACGUAAACAAUCAGACAAGAGUUACGAGUGCAUGGAUUUUUAUAAAAAGUUGGAGGAUAAAACCGAAGAAUAUAUGUGCAGUCUGUUAGAUCAGAUACGAAAUUCGGAUGAACUGGCCAAACUUAUGAGAUAUAAUUAUGAUGAGUUGAUUGCUAUCAAGGAUCAGAAUGAAAGUUUGUCAGAGUUAUCAAACAAGAUUGAACUGCUGGACACUGCAGUAAAAAAUCGACUUGUUAAAGUUGUGAAUCAUCAUUAUUCGCAGUUGAGUCUAGUAUACCUUAAGAACCAACACAGCAGUUUUCAGACAGAUUCAAGAUUGAAAUUGUUGAUCAGGAGAUCUUUACUUGCCAUCACAUUUCCAAUUCUUUGUUUGUUUUACUUAUUUGCACCCAACACCAGAAUUGGCAAGCUUAUGAUGUCUCCUCUGGUGUUGUUUGAUUGUCACAUGGCAUCUGAUAUAAUGUUCAUUGGGAUUAUUUUCUUAAACACUGUUACUAAAACCGUACAAUCAAACUACUUAGGGUCGCCACCAACGGUUUUGGAAUGGAUUGCUCUGUCUUGGAUAAUUGGAAAGUGGGCUCAGGAGAUUGAGGAAUGCUUAAACAGAGGUUGGAGAUGUUACUUAGGUGAUGGAUGGAAUCAUACAGAUCUACUUGCACUUAUUCUGCUCACAGUCGCCAUAAUCUUCCGGUAUGCGGAUUGCGCAAGACACAGUUUUUUUAUACAUUCUCAUCGAAACAACACUCUCCUUUCGAAUGAUCCUUUUGAACCAAGAAAGGUUGCCGACGCCUUGCUUGCUCUGGCAUAUGUAUUUGUGUUUUUGAAGCUGUUAAGUUUAUCAAGGGCCAGCAGAACACUGGGGCCGCUGCAAGUCACUUUGGCUCGCAUGAUGGCUGACGUUUCUCACUUUCUUUUCAUUUUCUUUCUUGUUAUUUUCGCAUUUGCCCUUGGUCUUAACGAGCUGUAUUGGGUUUACGGAACAGAAGAAGGAAAAAAGUCACUCUGUUCGUUUGUGGGAAACAAUACGAUGUCUGAGUCUUGUUUGAAAUCGGCAGGUCUGUUCUCUAACAUGUGGACGUCGCUGCAAACCUUGUUUUGGUCGCUCUUCGGUCAGUUCAACAUAGACGAUCUAACCCUACCUUUUCAAAAUAGCUUUACUGAAACCGUUGGUCGAACCCUCAUCGCUGUUUACCACGCUGUUGCUAUAAUAGUGAUCCUAAACAUGCUGAUUGCUAUGAUGUCAAGGUCGUAUGAGAUAACCAGCGAGAACGAGGAACGUGAAUGGAAGUUUCAUCGAACAGAGAUGUGGAUUCGCUUCAUAAGACGGGAAGCAAGUCGCCCCCCACCUAUGAACUUAAUCCCAAACCCUUGGGGUGUUUAUAAAGCUGCUCGUCAGGUAUUGAGAAAAUGUCUUUCAAAAUGUCCCUGUUCAAUGCUUCGUGAUUGCCUUAGCGACACGGAAGCAGCAUUGAACGAGAAGACAACCGAAGAAGGUUGGAAGGAGAUCAAAUGUAAACUGAUCAAGACGAAACUUAUCAAGCGAUACAAGUUCAAUGUUCUACUGGCUGAUAACACACGUUCGUUUUAAAUUCAACUUUAGAACAUCUUUAUAAUAAGUUCACUCAUUUAAAAAAAAUCUUUUUUGUUUAAUGGUGUAUUCUGUUUAAGCGGACAUAAACACUAACGAUGUAAGAGUCUCUGAUGGUGUUCUUUUAUACCUGUAAGUGCCGAACCAGCUCAAUAAAUAAAACGAGUCUCGAG